AAAGUCCCAACAGGUUAUUCAUCAAAUGUGGCGAGUCUUUUGUCCGCUGACGAUUCGAAGCUUGUUGGCCUUAAAUCACAUGAUUGUCAUACUUUAAUGCAACAAUUGCUUCCAGUGGCCAUACGUGGUGUGUUGUCGAAACAAGUGCGGUAUGACAUUACUAGAUUGUGUUUCUUUUUCAAUGUCUUAUGCAACAAAGUUGUUGACGUUUCAAAGUUGGAAGACAUUCAAAAAGACAUCACAAUUACAUUGUGCCUACUUGAAAAACAUUUUCCUCCUUCAUUCUUUGACAUAAUGGUCCAUUUAACUAUUCAUCUUGUCCGUGAAGUGAAACUAUGUGGACCAGUGUGGUAUAGGUGGAUGUAUCCAUUUGAGAGGUUCAUGCGUGUGUUGAAAGGUUAUGUGAGAAAUCGCAAUUGCCCUGAAGGAUGUAUCGCCGAAUGCUACAUAGCUGAAGAAGCUUUAGAGUUUUGCUCAGAGUACUUACAUAAUGUACACACAGUAGGACUGCCUUCUACUCAUCGCCAAGUAAAUCUAACAAAGCCUCUUUCAGCUCCUCAGAUGAAAUCAGUUGAUCAGAAUGAAUGGGAACAAGCACAUCGGUAUAUGCUCACAAAUGAUGAUGUCGUUGCUCCAUUGAUUGAGGAAUAUUUUGGGGAGUUAAAAAUAAUGUAUCCAAGGAAGGUGAAGAAUGAAAAAUGGUUGCAAGAUGAGCACAAUCGAACAUUCAUUCCGUGGUUGCGGAAACGAGUUGCAAAUGCCAUCACUCACACAACACAACAAGUAUCUGAAAGGUUAAAGUGGUUGGCACGAGGACCUAACGUCAGAGUUUUGACAUAUGAUGCUUAUAUGAUAAAUGGGGUGACAUUUCAUACGAAGACACGUGAUAACAUACGAGCUGUACAAAACUCUGGAGUAAGUUUGGUAGCAAAGACAAUGCAAGUUGCAAGUGCAAAAGAUAGCAAUCCUAUUGUGUCAGACAUGACUUUUUAUGGGGUUAUAGAUGAAAUAUGGGAGCUCGAUUAUAAUAUUUUUCGAGAAGUAAUGUUCAAAUGUAGUUGGGUGGAAAACAAUAAUGGCAUUAGAGUUGAUGACUUUGGGUUUACAUUGGUAAAUCUCAAUAGAAUUGGAUUCAAAUCCGAUUCUUUUAUGCUGGGGAGUCAAGCAAAGCAAGUGUUUUAUGUCAAUUACACUCAAAAUUUUGGAUGGUCCGUAGUGCUCUCUGUUCCUAGUGUAGCAUACACUGAAGAAAUUGAGGAUGAUGAUGUCAGUGAUUUUGCUAUUCACCAUCAGCAUUUUAGUAAUGGACUGCCACCAAUAGAUGUUACAAAUGAAAUUGAUCCAUCAUAUGUUCGUGUAGAUUGUGAUGGGACUUGGGUUGACAAUACAAAAUCAUGAU
Salvia miltiorrhiza (redroot sage) is the source of this 1399-nucleotide messenger RNA. RefSeq lists its product as uncharacterized. Lineage: Eukaryota; Viridiplantae; Streptophyta; Magnoliopsida; Lamiales; Lamiaceae. The record is from RefSeq and is a predicted model, not a curated record. The transcript is spliced from 3 exons. Bases 97 to 1398 code for a protein of 433 amino acids.